This is a messenger RNA of Camellia sinensis, 1936 nucleotides long. Its product is annotated as UDP-glucosyltransferase 29. Gene Ontology annotation, molecular function: UDP-glycosyltransferase activity. Lineage: Eukaryota; Viridiplantae; Streptophyta; Magnoliopsida; Ericales; Theaceae. The record is from RefSeq and is a predicted model, not a curated record.
GAACUUUUGCUUUAGGCCUCACAUGUGUUGAGUCGGCCCUGCAAAAAUGCAUAUAUAUCAUUGAGUGCAUCAACAAUAUUCUUGCCUUUUAUAUCAUUGAAUGCAUCAACAUUCACCACAACAAAAGGCCUCACCGAGGACAGAAGAGAUCAUGGAUUCAAAACAGAGCAAAAUGAAUGUCCUAAUGCUACCAUGGUUAGCCCAAGGUCACAUCACCCCCUUCCUAGAGCUUGCCAAGAAACUCACACACAAAAACUUCCACAUAUAUUUAUGUUCUACACCAAUCAAUCUCAAAUCCAUCAAGAAAAGAAUCACAGACAAGUACUCUCUCUCCAUUGAACUUGUAGAAAUCCACCUUCCCACCUCGCCUGAGCUUCCUCCUCACCACCACACCACCAAUGGCCUCCCACUCCACCUCAAUUCCACCCUCCAAGAAGCUUUUGAAAUGGCAAGCCCAGACUUCUCCAACAUCCUCAAAACACUAAGCCCAGACCUUGUUAUUCAUGACUUCAAGCCGUCAUCGGCACAAUCCAUUGCCUCGUCCUAUAAUAUUCCUGCAGUUCAGCUCAUGACUGCCGGAGCUGCGGUGGUUAGUUUUGGCAGUCAUAUGUUUAAUCACCCCGAUGUUGAAUUUCCAUUUCCGGCAAUUCGUCUUCACGAAUUCCAGGAAAAGCUGUUUCGCCAGAUGGUCAUGGAUGUUGCAAGAACAGCCAAAGAAAAACAAUCCACCCCUGUGAACAAUGAUCAACCACCUUGCAACAUCACGUUGUUCAACACUUUUAGAGAGCUUGAAGGAAAAUACAUCGAUCACUUGUCAGUUACAGGUGAUAAAAGGGUUGUCCCUGUUGGUCCACUUGUUCAAGGCAUUGUUGAUGAUGAAAAGGAGCACUCUGAGAUCAUACAAUGGCUUGAGAACAAGGGUGAGUACUCCACUUUGUUUGUUUCAUUUGGGAGUGAGUAUUUUAUGUCCAAGGAAGAGAUUGAAGAGAUAGCUCAUGGGUUAGAGUUUAGCAAGGUUAAUUUCAUAUGGGUUGUUAGGUUUCCUGAGGGAGAGAAAGUUGAGGUUGAAGCAGUGCUGCCAAAGGGGUUUAUUGACAGGGUAGGGGUUAGAGGAUUGAUGGUGGAGGGUUGGGCUCCACAGGCAAGAAUUCUAGCCCAUUCAAGCACCGGUGGCUUUGUGAGUCACUGUGGGUGGAAUUCAAUGUUGGAAAGCCUAUUUUAUGGGGUUCCAAUUGUAGCCAUACCCAUUCACUUUGAGCAGCCAUUGAAUGCUAAACUGGUGGAGGAGGUUGGUGUGGCUAUGGAGGUCAACAGAGACAUGAAUGGAAGACUCAACAGAGAAGAGAUAGCACAGGUAAUAAGGAAGGUUGUGGUGGAGAAAAGUGGAGAGGACAUAAGGAUGAAAGCAAGAAAUUUUGGGGAGAAGAUAAGAAGGAAAGGAGAUGAAGAGAUAGAUGAAGCAGUAGAAGUGUUGAUGCAGCUUUGUAAGGAUUCGAAGUUGCUUAAAAAUUAGUAUUGUGACUUUAUUGAAAUAUUUAGGUGGUUAAGAGCUAUUGUUUUGUUGUGAUUUGUUCUUUCCGUAAUAAAUCUUAUUGUCCUAUGUAAUAUAUGAGCAAAGAUUUCCUAUCUCUAAAUAUUCUUUUCCUUCUGUUCCAAAUUACUCAUAACCAUUGGAGCAUAUGAGAAUCUCAAGAUUUGAUAAUCUCAAUAUAUAUCCAAUGGUUGUGAGUGAUUUGGGAUAGGAGGAGAAGAAUAUUUGGGGACAGGAGAUCUUUAGGCUUAAUAUAUAUACAAACUGAUCCUUGAUUUGGUUGUAUACAAGUUAAUGAUGUUUGUUAUUAUGGGACUAAAGUAUUGGGUUUGGCUGCUCUUUUUCUUAGUCACAUUUCAGUACCUUAUUUUAUGAGUAAUCACAUUAUUGGUGUAAUAAGUUCUA